Messenger RNA from Kuraishia capsulata CBS 1993, 2028 nucleotides. RefSeq lists its product as uncharacterized. Gene Ontology annotation, molecular function: spermine transmembrane transporter activity. The record is from RefSeq and is a predicted model, not a curated record. NCBI's taxonomy places the organism in Eukaryota, Fungi, Ascomycota, Pichiomycetes, Pichiales, Pichiaceae. Gene Ontology annotation, cellular component: fungal-type vacuole membrane. Gene Ontology annotation, biological process: transmembrane transport; spermine transport. The transcript has a single exon. Bases 1 to 2028 code for a protein of 675 amino acids.
AUGCAUGUAGCAACUUACCGCGUGGUUUUUAUUAUAGCGAGUAUAUAUACCAGCACGGUUUUCUGUCUAAGUCGUAGAAAAAAUGAGCUCAAAUCAGGAAGAGUACACUGUUAUAGAAUACAGCUUUUCGUUUACAUAAAGCGCGCACAUACAUUUACGACAAUGUCACAAGCCUCUUCGCUCAACUCGUCCCACCAUGAAGAUGUGGAGUCGGGCUUGGUGAAGGCCUAUGUGCCAGCAGAUAAUGAGGAUGCUAUGAGUGAGCUGUCUCAACAGCAAUCGAAUGUUUCCAGGACUCAAAGUCUUCGGGUAAUUCGUACAGAAACGGCCAGAUCUCUUCGUGAGAUGGGUAUAUCGCAAACAUUCGCGACAGUUGAUCCGAACAGACCGGCCGCACUAGAGAACCCGAUAUUCCCGGAAGAAUAUACGCUAGAGACACCUACCGGACUAGUGCCUGUUUCUACCCUGAACGACAUUGGAAGAACCUCUGAAGCGGUGUCGAGGCAGAGGACGAGGGCUCUCAGCCACGGAUCUGCAGACAAUAGAGAGUCUGAUACAACGUCUGAUUCGUUAGAAAAAAAAACUUCAGGAGAUGGUGGAGAAGGAUUUUUGCCAAAGGAACAAGAGCUUGAUCCAGAGAUCGAACUUGUGACGUUUUUGAUCAAUGAUCCAGCAAAUCCACACAAUUGGCCCAGUGGAAAAAGAUGGCUGUACACCAUUGUCCUGAGUUGCCUGGUUGUGGCAGUGGCAUUUGGCUCCAGUUGCGUGACUGGUGCCUUGGGUCUGAUGAACGAUAAAUAUAAUGUUUCCACAGAAGUGUCCAUUUUAUCGUGUUCGUUGAUGGUGCUCGGAUUCGCCGUGGGACCGCUGCUGUGGUCGCCUUUAUCUGAGCAGAUUGGAAGACAGCCGGUUUAUUUCAUCUCGCUGGGUCUCUACACCAUAUUCAACAUACCAUGUGCAUUGGCCAAGAAUAUCGGAACAGUUUUGGUCUGCAGGUUUCUUUGUGGAGUAUUCGCUUCAUCCGGUCUCGCCUUGGUGGGUGGUUCCAUUGCCGACAUGUUCCCCACCGAAACCAGAGGAAAGGCCAUUGCUUAUUUUGCAGCAGCUCCAUACGGAGGGCCCGUGGUGGGUCCACUUGUUUGUGGAUUUAUAAAUGUCCAGACCGGUCGUUUGGAUGUGAUUUUCUGGGUCAACUUUGCCUUUGCAGGGCUGAUGUGGAUUCUGGCUAGUCUUGUGCCGGAAACUUAUGCACCGGUCAUUUUGAAGAGGAGAGCCAGAAAGCUUAGAAAGGAAACUGGAAAUCCCAAAAUUAUGACUGAACAGGAAGCCACUGGUCUUUCGUUCAAAGAGUUGGUGCAGACCUGUUUGGUCAGACCACUCAUGUUUGUGGUGCAGGAACCAGUGUUGGACCUCACAUGUUUCUACGUGUGUCUUAUCUACUCGCUUCUGUAUGCCUUCUUCUUCGCUUAUCCUGUGGUCUUCAGCGAGCUCUACGGCUUUAACGACGCCAAAGUGGGACUCAUGUUGAUUCCCAUUUUGAUUGGAACCGGAUUCGCCCUGCUCACAACACCUGUUUUGGAGAAAUACUACGUCAAGAUGUGCCACCACAGACAGCCUACCCCGGAAGAUCGUUUGGUGGGUGCCAUGAUCGGUUCUCCUUUCCCAGCCAUCGCCCUAUGGAUUUUGGGUGCCACCUCCCACCACGGUAUCAUCUGGGUGGGACCAGCCAGUAGUGGUCUUGCUUUUGGCUACGGAAUGGUGCUGAUAUACUACUCAUUGAACAACUAUAUCAUCGAUACCUAUGCCAAAUAUGCCGCUAGUGCACUUGCCACAAAGGUAUUCCUGCGGUCUGCAGGAGGUGCGGCGUUCCCGCUCUUCACCAUGCAGAUGUACCGGAAACUGGGGCUUGACUGGGCCUCCUGGCUGUUGGCGUUCAUUUCCACUGCCAUGAUCUUGCUUCCUUUCGUGUUCUACAAGUUUGGUGGAACUCUGAGAGCGAAGCUGUGCAAACAGAACUACGCCAUAUAA